CUAGCCUAACCCGACCUAACCUCUCCGCAAGAACUUUUGGCGCAAACAACGUGACAGCUUGAAGGAAAAUGAAGUGUAUUACUCCCGAAAUCUCGUGGCACAAUCGCGACCCGGUGCUGAGCGUCGAUGUGCAGAGCGGCUCGUACGAAAAUUCGAGGGGAGAGACGUUUUGGAGAGUAGCGACUGGAGGAGCGGACUUCCACGUUUUGAUUUGGCACUUGACGACGACCAACUUCGGUGGAGCCACUGUGAACUUUGCGGCAGACUUGGAGCGUCAUCAGAAGGCAGUAAAUGUUGUAAGAUUCUCUCCGUCGAAAGAAAUUCUAGCAUCAGGAGAUGACGAAUCGGUUAUUAUUUUGUGGAAAGUGAAGGAGGGACGAGACUUCUCUCCGCCAUCAGGCGAUAUUGAAAAUAAGGAACAAUGGACUUCCUUGAAAAUAUUGAGGGGUCACCUCGGGGAUAUUUAUGACAUUAGCUGGUCGCCGGACUCUAAUUUCUUGGUUUCUGGAUCUGUUGAUAAUACCGCUAUACUGUGGGACAUCCAGAAAAAUCGCAAAACGAUAUUACUGGACCACAAAAGUUUCGUUCAAGGAGUGUCUUGGGAUCCUUGCAAUCAAUACGUAUGCACCAUCAGUACAGACAGACACUGCCGUUUAAUAAGCAUUGCUACGAGGAAAGCCGUUCAGCGUGUUUACAAGUCCAAAAUUCCGACGCCGUCCGGCAGCUCAUUGAAGGGAAAGCUCGUGCGUCUAUUUUACGACGACACCUUCAAAUCGUACUUCCGUAGACUGACCUUCUCGGUAGACGGAUCCCUAAUCUUCGUUCCGUCUGGCAUAAUCGAGCCGCAGGAGAGCUCAGAGACUAUAUCAAAUGCGAUAAUUGUUUUCUCCAGAGAGGACAUAAGAGAACCAAUAAUGAUCCUACCUACCUUAAAUGAAUGUACUAUAGCAGUACGAUGUUGUCCUGUGUAUUUUGAGUUGCGAGAGGACGGUCCAGCUGCUCUGGUACCGCUGCCUUACAGAAUGAUAUUCGCUGUCGCGACGGAGAGUUCUAUAUUACUUUACGACACGCAACAGAUAUCUCCGAUUGGCGUGGUAUCGCUCAUUCAUUAUGGCCGACUAAAUGAUCUUUCGUGGUACGUGAUCGUCAAUAUGCUAUGCUGCUAUUCGAAUUACUUCCGAGUCUUAGCGUCUUUUCUCGUUGCUUUCAGGUCUAGCGACGGUCAGAUUCUAAUUGCGUGUUCCAGCGAUGGUUACUGUUCCAUAAUACACUUCGAGAAAGGUGAAUUAGGUAAAAUUUAUAAAACAAAAGUCCCUUUACAAGGUAGUGCAAUAGUGAACAAAACAUCCAAAAGUUCUGUCAAAAAAUCUUCGACCAGUGUAAUCAAAGACAAGAACAACGUCCCAACAUACGAUUUGGAUGAUUGUGCAAUGGAUAUUGAACUUGUAAAAAGCGACACAGUCGAGGCGAUGGCAAGUAAUCCACCCGAAGAGCUUAAUGAGCAGAAGUCAGAGAAAGUCGUGGAUAAUCAAGAUGUUAGGUCAGAAAAUGAUUUACAGAUAGACAAGAAGUCAAAUGAGGAAGAAACAGAAGAUAUUAAGCUGGUUUACAAUGAAGAAAGUAGCGAUACGACGAAGACUAAAACUAAGAAUACACCACCGAAGUCUGAUGUUGUUCCUAUUAUCUGCCACAAAACCCCUAGAAGAGUACAAUUAAUAACUUUGUCGAGUCCAAAGCGACUCAAGAAACAGUAACUUAUAAAAAAUAAAUCCUUCUAAGACUCAUUAUGUAGCUUUUAACUAAUGUAAUUAUUUUUAUAAUGUAUGGUCGGAGCGUAAAAAUAAUUGUCUAA
This is a messenger RNA of Temnothorax curvispinosus, 1852 nucleotides long. It is a transcript of the gene Caf1-105, whose product is annotated as chromatin assembly factor 1 subunit B. Gene Ontology annotation, molecular function: protein binding. The transcript is spliced from 6 exons. The record is from RefSeq and is a predicted model, not a curated record. Gene Ontology annotation, cellular component: nucleus; CAF-1 complex. Gene Ontology annotation, biological process: nucleosome assembly; DNA replication-dependent chromatin assembly. Lineage: Eukaryota; Metazoa; Arthropoda; Insecta; Hymenoptera; Formicidae. The coding region runs from base 69 to 1754 and encodes 561 amino acids.